AUGGAUGCUCUAGAGUACGUGUUUUCUGCUGCAAGCGAGGACAGCUCUAAUGUGCUGGAAUUCAAACCAAAGUGUGUCAUGCGAGAGGAUCUGAUGAGCUUAAGCAGAAAAUUUCCAUUGAUUCCUGGUUCUGAACGAUCGAUAAAAUUUUGCACAACUAAACUGUCUCACAAGGUGAGUCUUUCAUAUCGUGUCUUCAUUAUACCCCAAUCUCGCGAACAAAACAUAUUAAGUUAAACCGGGUUUAACUAAAUAAAAAUCAGAAACAAAGAACUGAAAACUGAAUUUUCUAUAAGUUUCGGGUAGUACUAGUUUGUGAAUGCCAAUGAGUGAAACGGCAGCUUUUAUGAAUAAAAGCUUUUCAACCGCGUUUAAUAAAACAGCGUUUAAACAUGUUUGAUUUCAAGAGAGUACUAAUUUAUAUGGAACUAACGGACUUGGACAUCACUGUUCCCAGGACUAGACAUGGAGGCUGUAAGAUAACUCAAAUCAAAAUGUGGCGUUAGCUAAGUGUAAAGUUAAGAAAGCGUCAAAGCAAGUUCUGUGUGGCAAAAAGAAUCAAUUUUCUUUGUUUCUGUUUUUUCCGGGGCGAAUUUUUGGUAGAGGAAAGUUCGCUUUAUGGUAGACAUUAAAAACACUGUAAGGCUGUCUCAUUGAUUGGGGAAAAAAUGCAAUUUCGAGCAAAAAAUAGUGCGAUUCAUGAAAAAAUCGCACCAAUGAGAGCCAAUUAGAUUGCAAGGAUCAUCGGUGAUUUCAAAAAUGGACAUAUUAAUAUUAAUUGCAAUAAUAAAAGAAAUAGUGCUCAUAACUGAAUAUAACAAUGAUAAUAAUGAUCGCAACCGAACCCAAUGUAUUUACUUGAGAGGAAAAAAGGAACUUAGCCUUUUUGUUGCAUCGCUAUUUCUUACAAUGAUGAAUAUGGUAGAAGCUGUCAAAACUAAGACUUUAUUUUCGUACCUCAAAAAAUUACAAGAGAUCAAAAAAUAAAAGAGUUGAUAAAUAUUCAAAUGACGCAAUAAAUAUGUGUCUGUUCAUUUCACGGGUAAAAAUUUUAGUUUGAUGGAGUUCAAGUAUAUACUUUAUUAUUUCAGCUGCGAGAGACACCAGCCGAUGCUGAUUUUGAUCUGACAGAUCCUUAUAGUUCACCGCCACAGUACAAUGUACUACACGACCCUCAUUUGAAGGAUUACUUUCAGAGUCCAGCCAUGAAGCGCAGACUUGUCGACAAAGGUGAGCUGCAAUUUUCAAUUGAAUACCGUUCAUAAUCCCAGAAUGCUUUGGUUUCGCUUUACUACGCCCUGUUAUCGGUCAAGAAAACGUGCACUACUCUCUCUACCACUCAGACCAAAAACUAUAGCCUGCUCUUUACUUUUAGUGAGUGAAACGAAGCGUGGAAGGAAACAGUACGACAGAAGCGGAGGAGUGAAAAAACGAAGGGGUUUGGGUCUGCUCGCGUAUAGUCUUGUACCCAGACUUUUCAUGGCCAAGCGAUUGUACAUUUCAGUAACAGUUACACGGUAAUAUCUGGGUGCGUGAUUAGGUCAGGCAAUGAACCAACCCGAUGCAAACCUCCUUCGGUUUUUACUCUGCCGCCACCAUCGCACUGACUAUUUUGCACGGAUUUACCAUCCUUCUGACUUGCUGAAAGCCUGCAAUAGGCUUGGAAACUAGAGCCAAGUAUGAUUUGCUCACACGAGAUUUUCAAAGUUCACUCGUUUCAACUUAAAGUUUUCAUUGACUUCUUGUAAUAUUUUCCAUUUUCUUCUGAUUGACUUUUAGUUCUUUUUUAUACCACUCGAUUGAAAUCUUGAUCAUUCAGCACUGAUCAGUAUAGACUACAUAAGCGAAUAGUGGUUUUUUGCGCGCGCUGAUUGGCUAGUUUUGAAGCGAUUAGCCAGUUGUAUUCACCCCCGAGCAGCUGAAGAGUCAAAUUGCGCGUCAGGAGUUUAAUUUCUAACCAUUUUCGAUAUAUAGGGAGAAAUAAACUGAUUUUCUUGUUUCCGUAUGUGUUAUAUACUUAAUUAUUUAAAAACCUUAUUAUCAGUGACCAGUAUUAACCUCCAACUAUGAAUAAUUAACAAUUAUUCCUUAAGCGCUUGUUGAAUAUGAGAUGGUACUAGCCAACGAAGUGCAUAGUACCGAGUUGGCUAUAACCAGUUUCGUAUCCAGCGAGCGCGUAUGAAAUAAUUGUUUGCUUAAAUCCUGAACGUUUGGAUAUUAGGAGCCUUUUCAGCUCCGCAACAGUUGGUGCAAUGCAUUCCCGUAUGAGGUGAAUUGAGAUAUGAGCUGACAACUGGAAAUGAGCAAACCAAUCGAAACACUAGAAACUUAAUGUUCGGAGCUGGAAAUUUAAUAAUUGUUAAUCAUUGUUUGCUUACUUUGAAUCUUUUCUUGGUUUGUCCUGAAGGUUUCAUCACAAACAGCGGCUUUAUAAAAUGUACCCUUCUUGAAUUCAACAUGUUUCGCCAGUGGAUUAGAAAGCUUAAGUUAGAUCGAAUGCAUCAGGAACGCCGAAGACAGCGUCGGCUUGAGCUUCAGCUCUGGAAAGAGAAGCAAGCUAGGGAACGUCUUCUUCGGGACAAAGAGCUGUACAGCAUCGUGCGGUUGCGGGAACAGAGGGCAAGAGAUCUGAAAGAACGCGCUGUCAAAAAGCGUGAAACAGACAGGGAAAAGUACCUAAAACUACAUGCGAAAGAUCGGAAGAGGAGGGAAGAGUACAAAGAAGCCGUGAGGCGAAAAAAGGACAGGGAUGCAAGUGAAAGAGAGAAGCAUCUCGCUGAUAGAGAACUGCAAAAGAAUGAAACGGAAACCAAGGCGUGUUAGACAUAAAUAACUUUGAAUGUUAAUAUAUGAAAAUCAUAUAUGUGAACUUGAAAACGAAGGAACGUUUCUUUGUCCGCAGUUCACAUGUAUGAUUUUCAUAUAUUUACAGUGAUUUAUUCAUCACUUCAUGGAUUUAUUUGAGGAGGGAGGGGGAAGGGAGGAAUGGAGGAAUGGAGGAAGGGAGGGGGAGGGAGGGAGGGAGGGAGGGGGAAGCUGUUAGAAGCUGUACAGUCCUGCUGCUCACAGCCUUGCGUACGCCUUAUUACCUUGACAUGUAAUACGUAUGGACCGAGCGCAGCGAGCUCUACGUGUUUUGACAUGUAGAGCUCACUGUGCGUCACGACCUCGACUCAAAUGUUUCCUCGUCCAGUCCUUCCGCUCAGUCGAUAAGUUUAUAGUGUUAUACCUAGACUUUCACUCAUUCAAAUGAGCACUGUGAUUGGUUGAUUCUUGGUUACGUGCCCCUGAUCGAAUUCAAAUGUAUCCCGACCGGGAUACAAUUGCGCAGUUGUUGCCCGUGCUCCGAAUACAACAGCAUGUCCUCGAGUCCUGAUGUUUCUCAAGACAAAGUCGAGGGAAACAUCAGAACUCUCAAGAAAACAAAACUAACUGUUUCCCUUGGGACCAUACAGUAAGUGUAUAUUACUUACUGAAGUGGAAGUGUAGGGCAGCGAGUGCCACACAUUAUCACCUCGAUCCAGAUAUUUUCCCGACCGGCCCUCCCGCUCAGUAGCUACGUUUUUAUAAUUUACUGGAGUGGAGUUGAAGCGCAGCAAGUUCCCCACGACAUGACCUUGAGCUAUUUGCCUGUCUGGCCCCCUCCCUGCCCACCGGCUAAUUUAAUUUUUUUUAUCGAUUUAUUUUUGCAGGUUAAGAAAACUAAAAUUCGCCUCCUCGUGAAACGAAAUUAUGAAGACAGAAAAAGAGAAUCAUUGGUGCAACAGAAAAAACAGUCUAUGGUGGAAGAAAAAGAACAAAAGGUAGACAUAUUUUCUUCUGACUUCUUUAGUAUCUCAGCAUUCUUGAACUAACUCAGCAUGCGACGUUUUGAAACUAAAAGCAAAUCGGUCUCAGUAAAGGAUAGAAUGCAACUCGAUGAACCAAUGACAACUCGAGGGUCGAGCGCGGGAAAACGAGGAUUGGGAAGUUGUCUCAAGGUUUUCAUUGUGAGUCAGUUUCAGGGCGUAGGUUUGCAAAACCUUAGGAUUGCAAGAAAUAAGUAAAAUCCUGAUUUGACAACCAUUACGAAAAAAAUUCAGAUUUGUAGAUGGAUAGAAGCUGGCGUGUACCACUCGUUGAGCAAACUUCAAUGCAAUGUUAACUCUAACAUGUGCGAAAAGCACGACACAUUAGCGCGCUAAGAAGGUAACUACUUCAUUUCUUUUUCCUGUACAGACUCAGACAAAAUCUUAUUGUAAUGUUUCCACUGCUUUUCUUUUUAGAUGAGGGAGAAUUGGAAGCGUCGUUGCGCAAUGUUGUUGGUUCGACAGGAAGAAAAACGCAAACAGGUAGAAGAUGAAAGACUAGAGUUUGAGAGAAAUGUAGCAAGAAGGACUUCGAUUGUGGAGAAACAGCGUCGUAAAAGCCGAGGUAAACCAAUCCUUUGCUUUAAAUAUGGAGCGCUUUUCGUGUCGUAAAAGCAAAGCCAAUGACAACGGCCGAUCAAAAGAAAGGAAAAUACGUUUGAUACGAGAACUCAAAGUAAAACCAACCAAAUUGCCUAAAGCGCGGGAAAACGCGGGCGACCAGGUUGUUAUUGGUUUUAGUUUUGAAUCUGAUUGGUUGAGAGAGUGGCACGAGUUUUCUUGACCAAUCACAGAGCCAAGUGAAGUAACAUAAUACAAUCUCGGACUACUUCGACACUCAAUCAAAAAUUGCGAUGAAACAGACAUUUUGGAUUAAAAACGUCGUUUGCAAAUAUUCCUAACCCAAUUGUAAUAAUCCUAGUUCUGUGUGGAUAUUGGACAAGAUAAAUCAUUAAAUUUUGAGUACGGGCGUCGAAUGUUGAAAGAUGUUAUUCGCUUUACAAAAGAACCAAAAAAAUUUGGGUCUCAUAAAGAAUCAAACCCCAGACCUUCGGAUUCUGUGCUCCAAUACUUUGCCAUUGGGUUGCUGAAAACUUUGUCGUGGGUUAGGCCAGCUACAAGGUGAGUACAUAUGUGACAAGCACCCAGCAUACGCUAGGAUCCCUGAGCAAUAUCGAAAGCGUUGAGUGUGUUAAUAGAAUCGUGGUUGGUUCUUUUUUCUUCGGAAAUCGUUAAAUGCCACUCAAGCAUUUUUCUAACGAAGAGUAAAUAUAUAAAUCGAUGUCACGGAGGCUGAAUAGAAAAGAAUUUACCGAAGAUAAAUACGUUCGGUGUUAUAGAAUAAUUCCGUUAUAUGUUUAUGUUUUCUCCCUUUCAGAACAACAUGAUCAGUGCUUGCAAAAGAGGCGCAAUACUCUUGUAAAGCAACAUCACAACGCGGAGCUUUUCCUUGAGAAAAUGAGAGAGAAUAAGUUGAAAGACUUAAAAAUAUGGAAGCAGAAACAUGCUUGGAUGCGAGAGAGGCAUGAAAAGCAGGUCAGAAGUGACUAUUGGUUGUCUGGAAAAGAGGAACGCUUAUGGCAAUAUCGAAAGUGCUCUGAGUAUUUGCGAAUUGCAUGCCAAAUUAUAUCUCUCUAUGGGGAAAGAUCAACUGAUCAUUUUAUCAGUAAUGGCGAGCUUUUUGUCUCAAUUGAGAACAUAGUUGUUGUCAUAGUAGAGUGAUCGAAAACAAUUUCUUACCGUGAUUACAAUGCAAAAACUGUACCACGGUAAAGAACGACUUUGUUGGGUGAGAAAACUCACCCUUUUCCCAUACAUCUUGCUACAUUUGUUGAUAGAGGGAACCCAUGAGAUCAAAACACCACACAGGGUGUUUUAUCAUCCCAAUUUGUGUUUGUUUAGGGUAGGAGGGGGACAUUGUAAGGAAAUUCCGGGAUGUAGUAUACUUUGAAGUCAUCAACCUUGGCUUCGGUUAGAAUUAUCCGUUUAUUUUUCUACCCUGUGUUGGAUAACAACUUGUGGCAUAUUGACCUCAGGGAACCUUUAUCGCUGUUUAAACUUGCGUAUUCAUGCUGGGAGAGGGACCUUAAAUUAAUGAAUAUGUAGUACUGGAAAGUAUUAAUGCAUGCUAAUGCAGAUUAUUUAUAUUUUUGCGUUUUGACAACAUGAAUUGUAAGGUUGGUAAAUUUCUGAUUAAAAACUUGUGAUCCUCUCCCACUAAGGGAUGGGGUCACAGGCACCAUAGGCACCCCCUCUCUCUUAGUUUGCCCCAGUCCUAAUUUAGGCUCAAGAUUCGGAUGACUACUCCCGGUUCGAUGACAUAUACCCGUUUAGGCUAAGUACCCCCAUCCUUGGAAUUUUCGCGUGGAAGGAAGCAGACGCAUAAGUGGUAACUUUUCGCUGGUGUGCUCCUUAGGGACGUAGAGUUUCGCAUCAGACCAAAGCUAGCGGUCGGGGUCGAGAAAAACGUCGGAGGUCUCGGUUGUCAAGCGUGUGGGAUUUAAAGUCAUCCCUUGAAGAAGAAUUUGGAAUCAAAGACAAUGUAGUUUACAGGUAAUACAGUAAAGAAGAAGGAGAAAAAUGAUCGGGGCAAACGAUGCAAUAAUUCUCCUGCCCCCUAACAAACACUCUCAAGAUGAAUAAAUGAAGAACAUAUGAAAUAAAUGAUAUAGUUAUUUACAAAAUUGACCCCCCCCCUUAUCUCCCUUCUUGGUUUUUCCUUAGUGAUUUUUCGAAAGAAGAAAGGAACAAUCUUUCUCAGAGUUGUCCUUUCCUUUGACCUUAAGGCCUUGAUCCAUUCCUUGGAAAUGUGUUGUCCAAGGGUGACCUGGGUUUUUUUUUAUCCCUGAUAUGUUUGAUAGCCUUGCAUUUUAAACCCAGGCGGAAAAAGGAGUAUACGUCAUUUGUGAUGUUUAUGUCUCACUCUAUUGUCGCUUUCUUCUUCGGACGACGCAGGGCGAAAACCUAAAGAAAUGGCAAAUAAAUACCCAAAUGAGCGAUUCCCCUUCGAAAUUCUCUAUAUCUUUGUCCUACCCGUCUCUCACUCUCUUUAUCGUUCUGUUUUGAAGUGGUGUCGUUUUUGCGGGGAAGAAGACACGAGAAGACGAUCAGCUAAGAAAGGUAAGAUUUUGUUCAGUAUAGAUGUGUUUUAUGGUAAAAAGGUGUAUGGAGGUACACCCGAGUGCCUGGCAUUGUGUGAUCAUCCACGAGAGAAAAUCAUCUUUAAAUGAGAAUUGUUAUACAUUACCAUUCCAUAACUAGACGAUCAUGAAUUGUUUAUUGACGCCAACUUUUCCGUUUAGAAGAGGUAGAGAUCUAAUUAUCUCACAAAACGAUCGAGAACAAAACCAAGCUCUCAUUAAGUAGAAUUCUGCACAAGCUCAUACAAAAAGUGACAUCUGUAACAAUGCAGAACUUCGCAACCUCUUCUGACUUCCCAAUGCCCUCUCACUUUCCCUUUUGUCUUCCUUCCGCUUCCAUUUGUUUCUUUCCUUGCUCCGCUUCUUACUUUGUUCUGCCCCAUUCUGCUUCUUCGUUACCUUCAGUGUGUGUCUGCCUCCAUGCCUUUCCUCUUUCGACCACUUCUACUUCGGUUUUCCUUCCUUCCAAUAAACUGAACUCGAAACAGACUAUUCACACAAUGACGUAAAACAAGUUAACUUUCUAAUUCCAUGUGAUAUUUCAAAUGGACUUCAAAGCGAAAUGUAUAAGAUUAACAAGGAUUUAGCAAACAGCUGAAAACAGACAUGUUACAUCCAUGUGAUCAUCAGCGGACGCCAUGAUGGUUUUUUUAAACAUCCUACCUAGUUCCAAGCAAACAUCUGGUAUCAAUAACUUCCGGUUUAUAUGAGCAUUACAAUCUCCACCAAAGGGAAGAUUUCCUAGCAUGCCAUCCUUACUGAUUGUUUUCACGAAAUUGUAGUAGAGAUAUGAGCGUGAUUCUGGGGCGUAACUCGGUAAAUUGUGACUUAUUUCAUAUAAUUGUUAGCUUUCAGAGAAAAAUAUGGAUCGAGAGAGAGAAGAAUUGCACAAGUUGGAGAAACUUUGGACGCGGUUAAAAGCUGAGUUCGCUUUGCGAGAGAAAGUUCACCACAUCGUGUUUGAUAUAAUUUCAAACGCUUCAGAGGCAUUAGAUCGCCAUGAGAUGCUGCAAACUUGUAGAAAAACUUCCAAUUACGUUCAGGAAGUCAUGAACUUUGCACAGAAAAAAUCAGCCAAUAACCAGUCAGACGAUUUAAGAUCCAAAGUGAGGAAGUAUAUACUACAAGUGAUAGAGAAUGUCUCCCUCGCCGUUGAUGAAGCGGAACGAUGGCGACAUGUUCAAAAGAUUGUAAACAUUGCCAUUAACAGGGCCAGAGAAGACGUGAUCUCGUCACGCAAAACUGCCAAAGAGAUAGUUGUGACUGCUAUCGACAGGGCACGUGAGAAGGUUGCGCAGCAAAUCUCUCAUGAUCUGGAUGAAUGCGCUGAGGCCAUAGUGGCAGGUUCUAUCAUAUCGGCUACGCGAAAGAUGCAAGACGCUCCGGAAGUGAUCAUGGCGCGAUCUCUGGCUAUUGAAGCCGUGAAUUCCGCAAAAGCGUCCAUAGAACGCUUACACAGGGUGGAGCUUGAAGCCAUCGUCGAUGAAGACCAGUUUCAGUUUUCGACGACCUUGGAUAAGUGCGCCAAAGAGCUCACAAUGGCUGCUAUCAUAUCGGCCAGCAGAUCAUUGGAAAAUGUCUUAAGUAAGGACGAUUGCGAUUUGAUAUCAGCACGCUCUCUAGCCUCUGACGCUGUCGCAGCGGCUAGAUCUGUAGUUCAGAAGUUAUAUGGCAUAGAAGUUGAAACAGAUGAUGAAGACGAGGAUCAUUAUGUUACGAUUUUUAAGUGUCUCGUGAAAUCCGCAAAAGGCAUCGCUCAGGCCAUGGCUAGUACCUCUGACACAUUCUCUGGACAAUGCGAUCUGGAAGAUUUGACGGCCAAGAAACUUUCAACGGAUGCUGUGCAUGCAGCGAAGAUAUCAUUAGAAAAACUUGGCAUAAACGUUGAGGAAAUGGACCAUGACGAACAGGCUUGUAAAGAUAUCGCAAGUGCUGCUGUUGUUUCCGCUGCGCGUUCUUUGCAGAAAGACUUCCUGUCACGCGAAAGUGAUUUGGUAGCGGCAGCACAAACUUUGGCUCACACGGCAUUGGAAUCCGCAAAAGAAUCUUUUGAACUGUUCUACCGUGCGGAAAUCGUUUCUGAUGCAAGGAUAGAAGGAAAGACGCAUAAACUCCCUUCAGAGUUGGAUGAAGUCGCAAGAGACAUUGCAGAGGCCACUGUUGAUUCAGCCACACGAUCUCUCGAGCGGAUAAUGGAAAAGAACGAGUGGAAUCUGAUAUCAACAAGUCACGAGCUGGUGAGUGAUGUAAUUGACUCUGUGAAGGCAUCGUUGGAAAGGUUUCACGGAGUCGCGAUUGAACCAGAGGAAGAAGUUAUAUUGAGUUUACAACAAGCCUCAGAGAGUUCUCUGGAAUAUUCCAUUUUUGCGAAGAGUGCCUCGUUGGAAACUUUACAAGGAAACGAACAAGACUUGUGCAUUGCAGCACGAAGUCUUGCACGGGAGGCUCUGAAAUCGGCAAAAGCAUCAAUACAGCGACUCAACAACAUCGCUGAUCAAAUGGAAGAAAACAUAAAACAAACUGCGCUUGACAUUUCCAAAACUCUCAUGGAUUCCUCAGGCAACCUUCUGCAAAAACUCGAGAGGGAAGGAUUAACCGUGGCGUCUCGAGAUCUUGGAUGCAGUGCAAUUGAGUCGGCUGCAAAAUCUUUCUCUAAAUUGCACGAAGACGAGGCUUCAUUGCAAAACAUUGCCGACGAUGACUCGGGCUUGCUGAACGCAGCAGCAAAAGUAUCUACAGUUUCCAUCCGUGCUUCUUUGGGUGAACUCUUUGAUCGAGGAUUCAUUGGUGGCCAGGAGUUAGAGGAAGCUACAGGCUACUUAGCAACUCAUGCAGUGCUCUCGGCUGAAAAUCUACUUGAUUCAAUACAAGGUGACUCUUCGGCAAGUUAUCUAGACUUGGAGAUUUGUAAAGUUGCCAAAGACCUGGCGUUAAAUGCAGUUGUAUCUGCAGAAAGAUCAAUUACCCGCCUGGCAGGAGAACACCAAGAACCUUCAGCAGAACGUAAUCCUCAUCUUGGAACCUUGUUUUGGAAGGUUACAACCUAUGUAGAGCAGCUUAUAAACGGUGCUUUGAGAAAUCUUGGGGCAGAGUGGUGCUUUGUCCAAAUAGAUGACGAUUCAGAAGAAUACGAGAAGCCUACCUUGGAUCGCUCGGCUGACAAGGAAUACAAUGAUCAGAGAGAUAUCCUAAUGUCGAGAGCGUCAAAAAUUGUGCAGAAUGCCAUUGAAAUCGCAAAGUCAAGGAUUGCCUGUAAUUCAUUAUUUCUCAGCCAACCCAUUCCAGAUGACAGGCCUCAGUCUCGUCGUAGAAGUUCUGUUCAGUUCAACGAAACUUCAGUUUUGCAUAUUCACCGCGACAGCAGCGACAUUCCCCGUGACACUGGCUACUUGAGCUCUACAGAUAGGCCUCCAACUCCUUUCAGAGAGGAUCGUCCCAGUUCUGUUGUCUCACAGGCAAUUGAAGAACUCGAGAAAGAACUAGCCUUUUCUUCAGGUAGUUACAUGGCCGAAACAAAAUCAUCCAGUAAUAGUCUUGUUCGACGACGCCUUUCCGAUCCAGGACCAGAGUUUUGCUCCGAAGAUAUAGCGCUCUCGAGGACAGAGCGUUCAGUGUCCGACUCAAACCUAAACGACCAAGGUACUUCCCUAGACAUAAAAGGCUCUUUGUAUGAUAUUUUAAAGAAACGAGAAGAGUCAGCCAGCUGCGAGAUCUCUCCCUCCGAGUCAUAUGUUGUCCUUCCUCAUUUAAACCCUUCUGAGUGUUCCUUGAUUGCCGCCCGAGUAGAGGCUUACGAAGUUUUAUGGAAACAAAAGACGACAACUUGUUCGGUAACAAGCCUGCCAUCUUUAUCUCCCAAAAACUCCUUUGUAGCCGCUGAACAAGUCUAUUCGGGUAAAGAAACGAAAAGACGUCGUUCAGUUUCAUUAUCUUCUCGUCUGCCAGAUAUAAGUAAGUCUGCCUCCAAAAUCUGCAAGCCCUCGUCCAGUGCAAGCUCUCUUAAAGGCCCGUCGUCUCAUCAUGAGGAAACGUCGAUACAAAAGCUCAAUCUUCCCUCCCAGACUUCUCUCAGGGCUUCGAAGGAGUCUUUAAAAGGGGAAUCGAUGUCUAACACUGGAAAAGCCUUACAUUCGUCUCGUGCCUCAGCUGAAAAGUUGUCAUUACCGGUGUCAUCUCGAAGUUCCCUGUCUAAAAAGGAAGAAUCUCGACGAAGUUCAGGAGAAAGUCUGACUUUAUCUUCGCCUAAACCGUCGGUGAGAAACGCGUCUAAUUCACAGCGCACAACAGAUGCAAAGAUUGUCCAAUCUGCUCGCAGCUCACCUUCGAAAGCCACAAUGUCCCCCCGUGCUUCUGUAGAGAAAGCUAUACUUUCAAAGGGAACAUCAUCUAAAACUCAAAUCAAAACGUCUCCAAAAAGUUCUAAACUUCAUGCCUCCACAGAGAAAACGACAACUCCAUCUACUGCCUCUUUGCAAAAAGGACUUACGUCUUCCCGGAGGUCGAUCGAGAUAGCAGCCUUGACCCAAGGAGAGUCAAAACAAACGAAAGCUUCCUCCACAAGUGCUUCAAGCCAGAAAGUUAUAUCUUCACCGACUGUUUCAAAAGAAAGUGUAGUUUCGUCCUUUGCAACAUCAAAGAGAAACACCACGUUGUCCACAAGUGCUUCUACCAGAAACGCCACAUUGUCCCAAUGUAGUUCCAAAGGAAACAUCACACGAUCACAACAUUCUUCUGCAGAGAAUGUAUUAUCAUCCCGAGGUGUCUCCACAGAAGCAACAACAAAGUCGCCUCGUGGAUCUCUUGAGAAAGCAUCAUUGUUGCCGCAUGGCUCUACCGAGAACAUCGUUUCUAAACGAGGUUGCAAAGGGAAGGAUAGAAAGCUAUCAAGUAGGUCAUUUGAAAAUGCAACGAUGCCUUUGAGUUCGUCGAAGGAAGAUGUUACGCAGUCACCAGGUGUUUCCACUGAAAAUACAAAGGUGCUGUCACGUAUUUCCAAGGAGAAAAUCAGGCAAUCUUCUCAAAAUUCUUCUGAGAGAAUUACAUCAAAUAAACGUGGUUCUCAAGGAUUAGCUACCCAGUCUUCGGAUGAGGCCACUCUAUCCUCUGGAUCGACUGGAAGAGUAGCCGGAAGUGCAUCGUCUUCGCUGAAAGCCCCUGAUGAUACAGAGUUAGCAUUGUCUAAGACCUCUAUGACAAUAGUUAAAACACCUGCAAGCCAAUCUGCAAAGGGUCCGGAGUCAGAGCAGGAUACAGUGAAAACGGAACCCACUGGUAGAAAAUUGUCAAAAGAUUUGGUACGGUCUCCUGAAAAACUGAUGGAAAAAAAUGAUCCUAAUCGGGUUUCAUCCCCUGUUGAGAACAUCGCACUUAGAUCAGACAUUGUGCAGGUGAUUGGUGAAGAAUCGAUGAAAACUAAGAAUAUUGAGAUCACCAUGGGCUCCAAGAAAGGUGUUCGUAGCUUAGAGAGACUAAUCCAGGACAAGAGAUUGACUCCGGAAGGAGCUGAGGAGGACCCAAGGCCGGCCUCUGGCGUAGACAUGACAACCAUGAGAAGGUUCACAGAUGCAACAGGAGAAAAAGGGACCGUUACUGUUUCCACGGACAAACGUAAGAGCCCAAAAUCGAUUUCGACGAAAGUCUCAACAAAAUCUUCUAUAGAAAAGGCAGUAUUGAAGUACAAUGAGAAAGAGGAUGUGGUUAUGAAAGGCGGAGGCAAAGAGGAGAGGGAAUUUCAGAGUGUUUUCAUAACGACCGGAGAGAAAUGCUUUUCGGAGGAAGGAGACACGAAAGGGCAACUUAUUGAAAUGACCCAUGCCGCAACGGAGGAGAAGCAACUUGAACAAUUCAGUACGAAAAAAACAGCAAUGAUCAAUUUCGAAGGUUUCCCCUUGUCAAGGAAAAUGAGCGUGUCACGGUCUAUCCACGACACUGUUGAUGAUAUUGUUCAGAAAAUGUUGGACACGACGGGCGAGCCAGCUAAAGACCUCGCUCAUUCUCGUCCCUUGUGUCUUGGAUCGUGCAAAGAGUUCAGGCGUGACAGCGAAGGAAGCCUUGGAAUGCAAAGGCUCAGUAAAGGGAGGCUUCCCACCGGCAAGGUUUCCAGAACAGUGAUAGACACUGUGGACUUUAUGGUUCAAAGCGUUUCAUCAUCUGACAAUUUAGGUUCACGGCAAGGUUCUACUGGACACUUAAGUGAAGGUAAGUUGAGUAAGGCUGUAAAAUUUCAUAACACAGUAUCCUAUUAAAUACCGAAUUACUAUUUUCCUUUUUGUUUAUCUUUUUCCUCCUCAGGCGUAUCAAGAGCCGUCUCCUCUAUGGAGAAAUUAUCCAGAGGUUCCACCUCGGCACAAAACAUCCCAUGUGGCUCUGGAAUGAGUCCAUCUCCACCAACUAGCCUCCAACCAAAAGUACCAUCUCCGAGGAGAUCCUUGUUAAUUGCUACCUCAUCCCAGGACUCAGUGGGAAUCCGUGCCACCCAAUCAGAUUCUAGCAUACUCAGUUUGUCAAGUGAUACAGCCGCUGACCUCAGACAUAAAGUGUCGGGUGCAUGGCUUGAUGGUGCUACCGUCGCAAUUGGGGUGACGUCUGAUAGGGUUAGUCCCCCAGUACGACCCUCCUCGGGUCCAGCUCCCUCACAACAUAGGCGAGCCUCGCAAGGAAGUCUUUCGGUGAAAAAUUCCUUGGAUGGAGUUUGCCUUGAGAGGAAUAACUCAGUCGAUAAAGAGAGUUAA
Messenger RNA from Pocillopora meandrina, 13719 nucleotides. NCBI's taxonomy places the organism in Eukaryota, Metazoa, Cnidaria, Anthozoa, Scleractinia, Pocilloporidae. The record is from the annotation of a GenBank genome assembly.